This is a messenger RNA of Lutzomyia longipalpis, 3295 nucleotides long. RefSeq names its product DENN domain-containing protein 2A-like. NCBI's taxonomy places the organism in Eukaryota, Metazoa, Arthropoda, Insecta, Diptera, Psychodidae. Bases 397 to 2601 code for a protein of 734 amino acids. The record is from RefSeq and is a predicted model, not a curated record. The transcript is spliced from 5 exons.
AAGAUCGCUAAGCUACCACCUUGAAGUUUUGGGACAUUGAAUAAAAUCGUCGACUAAGAGUUUAAAACGCGUUUAAUCGAAAGAUGAUUGGAUUUGUACAGCUAACAGAGUUGAAUUGAAAGAAAUAAAAAUAAUUUUUCGGCAUAUGUGACAACAGCUGAUUUAGUCAACGAAUUUUUCCAAUGAACACAGGAAAAACUUCAGGGUGGUUAACCACUGUGUUGGAAUGGGAAGAGAGUGUUUCCGCAAGCCAAACAAGCAACAAACAAUUUGAUUCAUAAGGAGAAAAUUGCCCUAAAAUGUGAGAAAAAUUGCGUGGAAAGCAAGAAAAAGUAGUUGAAAGCAGUGCUAGAGUGCAUCCCAAAAGUGAAAGAUGUGAAAAAAGCGUGUGGGAGGAUGUCGGGACAAGUGGGAACAACACGGGUUCAGUUGAUGUGUACAAAAUUUGAGAAUUUACUCAAGGAACAGCACCAGAGUCGCCAGACAAUACCCAAAGUAUCACCACGGGGUGCCCAGAGGCCCCCGCUACAGCGUAGCGCCACAGCAUUUACCCUGCGGCGCGUGGAUAGUGGGGAAAAGUUGUCCGGAAGUGAGAGUGCGUCGAAGAGGAUAAAGCGAAGUCCGGCCUUCAGGGAGAAACUGCAGGCAAGAAGUAGAAUCUCAUCGUAUCCCGUACCCGGUGGGAGCCCAGAACGCCGUGUGGAGCACAGUGAUACAAUUCUGCGAGUACUGAAGCACCCACUGCCAAAGGGGCCACCACCCAAGAAGCCCCCGAGGGCAUUUGAGAGUUCACCUGGGGCACUACGGGAGUUUCCCAGUGCGCGACCGAAGAAUUCGCAGGCAGCUGAGCACAUCUACAUGGAACCAUUUGAGCAUCUACGGAGUCAUUCAGAGGGUACGGAAUCACCGUCAGCUGGGUCAACGGGCUCCACGAGUAGCAGCCGGGAAUUCCGGGAGUCACCAACAAAGCCAGAACUUCACUAUCUCUGCACCGAUGUGACGGGAAUGCGUGAUGAUGAGAGAUCAUUUGAGAAAAUCUACGAUCAAGUUGGAGAAAUCGUAACUGUGGCCUUUGAUAAGUCCGUAUCUGAUGCCAAUAUAACGCUGUUGCCGUCAGAUAGUGAGUCCAGUGGGAGGAUUCAUGCCACAAAAAAGGAACCAAGUACAAAUUUAUCACGAUCGUGUACGGAAAAGCGACGAGAGUACGUACGGAGGACAUCCACACUGUAUGGGACGCUCCAUCGAAAGGAAUCAAGUGAUGGUGCAGUAGUAGCGCCAAAACUUCCGCCACAGGAUGUGGAUCUCUUCCGGAUGUGCCUCCUUGUGGAGUUUAAUUCAAUCACAAAUACAGCCCACAUUAAGAGUCACUUUCCACCGGGUAUGAGUAUACCGCGAAAUCUUGAGCAACUUGUUUUUCCGUGUGGGAUCAAGCAGAACGAUGGACGUCCAGUGAAGGAUGGGCAGGAAUACUCAUUGAUUCUCACAAAUGACAAUGGGGAGCGUCUCUAUGGCUACUGCCGGCGGAUUUUGCCGGAAAAUAGUGAGAUUCUCCUGCCAAUGGCAUAUUGCUUGCUAACGGACACAAAAGCACCGGGAUUCUAUUUUAAACUCCUCAAGGAGAUUGAAUCUCGUCAUGGACAGACUAAAAGUCAAUUCACAAAGAUGCUAAUGGAUCUUAUGGAGCUUAAAUUGCCACCACCUGGACAGGUUCUAAGUGUUAAGCUCUCUUCUACGUCCAAUAAUUCAGGUAUUCGAAGUCAAGGAAUCUCACAGGAUUUCUCCUGCAUCUCAACAGCAACCUUCCUCAAUACAGACAUGGUCUUCCUGCGUCGUCCAUCGGAUGUACGUCUCGAGAGUAGUGAUUUGUGGCUAUUGCAUCGUACUCUCGGGUCAGAGCUCCUCUUGCACGUCUUUGGGACACUUUUGCUCGAAAGGAAAGUUGUUUUGUACAGCGAAAGUAUCUCCCUCGUGGCAUCGUGUAUCCUAGCUCUUGCGGAAAUUCUCUAUCCCUUCCAGUGGCAGUACACCCUCAUUACAGUCGUACCAUUGCGUCUCUUGGAGAUCUGUCAGGCACCCUUUCCCGUUCUCGUGGGUAGUGUGUGCGAUGUCGAUGAGAUGGUAAUUGAUGAUGGGAUUGUGGUGAAUUUGGAUGCAAAACGAAUGACUCAGUGCUGUGGGGAUGAAAUGACGCUAAUCCCGGCGAAGCUUCGGAAUUCUCUUCUGGUGUCACUUGAAAUGUACAAUGCAUUGAAUGAGGAUAAAUUCCUUCUCAGUGUCCUCAUUGCGGAGGCUUUUCUCAGAUUUUUUAUUGAAAUUUUUGAUAAUUUUCCCCACGAUACGCCAUUUCAGAAGGAAAAACUAAUAAAUUCCCACCCCAAUCCAUCCGUCCAAAUUUUUCUGGAAUGGUUUGUGGAGACAGCGAUGUUUCAUCAUUUUGUAAAGAUGCGCUACUCAGGUGGGCAGACUGAUAAGUUCUACAAGAUCUUCGAGGCAAGACUGCUGGAGAAGGGACAGGGUGAUCGUCGGAAGAUGGUUCAGAGUCUCGGUGGUAAUCGCAAAUCAAAGACACUCAGAGAGCGUUUUCGGGAGUUUUUUGAAUGAAGCGCACACAGAAGAGAGCCCCCCCCAAAAAAAUGAUCAAGUGCCUAAAUUUACUAAGAAUUUCGAGAAGAGUGGAUUUUCUUAAAAGAAAAUGAGAAAUGAUCGAGAAGAAACUUCUCAAGGUUGAUCGUAAAAAGUGCAUUUAAUUAAGCGAUUUAAGGCCUUAUUAGCUUUUAGUAGAUUCUCUCUUACUCAUCGGAACUAUUUUAUCUUAUUUUAAGUGCCUCAAUAUUGGCGAUAUUGGCUCUAUUUGAAUUAAGAAAAAAAAAUAUUGCCGAUAAGUCUGUGAAACUCAUAAAAAUAUUCAAAUCACGCACAUAAUUUCCAAAAAUCAGAGUCUAUCCAGUGAAUUAAAUUAAAUAAAAAAAACCAUCCUUAUGAUAUUUUUAAAAGGAAGUUGACAGCUUCCAUUGCAAUUGAUGUAAAGCCCUGAAAAAAAAAGAUUAGUAAAAAGCCUUUGUAAGUGCUCCUUAAACACAAGAUAUUUUUCGUGUGAUAGCUUUUCUAUAGAACAUUUCCUUUUUCGUUUUUUUUUAAAUCAUGAAAUAUUAUUUUUAAAAAUGUUUAGUUUGUAACUAACACGCCGAGUUGUGGAGUGUUUAUUAGAAUCAUGUUAGGAUGUUAUUCAUACACGUGUAGCUGUGUGAGACAGGAUUAUGACAAAUAAAAUCAGUUUUUUUUUUAAGUUUAUAAA